Molecule: messenger RNA, 1482 nt
Organism: Paramecium sonneborni
Lineage: Eukaryota; Ciliophora; Oligohymenophorea; Peniculida; Parameciidae
Source: the annotation of a GenBank genome assembly
AUGUAGAUAAGAUGUACUUAGGCUGAUCAUCAAAAUCAGUCAAUAAUAGGAAUUUGUAUUGAAAGCUACUGCCAAUAUCAAAGGCCUUAUUGUCAUCAUUGUUUACCGAAUCAUGUUUAACAUAUUAAUAAGUUAAUACCUUUGGAAAACUUAAAUGAUUGGAUUUAACGACGAAUGGUCAGUAUUAACGAUUUAUAAAAGAAUGCUUUAGAAUGCAAAUAAAUCCUUGAUAGUCUUAUAAAUAUUUUUAUUCCUUAUUUAAACAUUAAUAUAGAAUAAUUUGGAAUCCUUUAGAUAGAUAAUAGAAUUAAGGGUCUAUGCUAAUUUGAAGUUUUUGAAUAAUAAUUAUUUAAUCCACUCAAAUAAUCAAUCCAAAAGGUUAAAUAAAUCAUAGAUGAUAUAUUAAAAAAAACCAAGAGUUAAAUAGAUUAUAAUCAAAAAAUUAUUUUAUAAGUUCAGUAGCCUUAAUUCAUGAAACUACCGAUUUAAAAAUAAAAUAAACUGUUAGGCAUCUUAAAAUAAAGUAUAAACCCAUUCACUUAUUAACAUAUGCAACAAUAUUCAGUAUAAAGUGAUUGGUGUGGUGCAAUAGCUAUUAAUAAAGAUUGUUCAACAUUGGUGGCUGGAUGUAACUCAUAAAUUAAAGUAUUUGAAUUUAAACAAGGAAUGCUCAAACAAAUUUAAACAUUAACUGAACAUAAUAAUAGUGUAUUUACUUUAAACUUCAUGAAGAAGUAGAAUUAGUUUAUAUCAGGGAGUUGUGACAAAUCUAUUAUUAUAUGGUAAUUUAAUUAAAAUAAUUAAUGGAUUUCCUAAUAGAGAUUAAAUGGACAUAAUCAUAAUAUCUAUUGUGUGAUAUUAAAUAAUAAUGAAGAUAUCAUUAUAUCAGGUAGUUCUGAUAAGACUAUUAAAUUUUGGAUGAAGUAGAAUGAAUGGUUGUGUUAAUAAACAAUUACAGAUCCUUCUAGUUGUGUGUAUGGAUUAAGUUUAAAUUAAUAAUAAAAUAGAGUUAUAUCUUGUAGUUAUGAUAAAUAGAUAUUAAUAUUAGAACAAUCACAAUAGAAUAAAGAAUGGAUUGUUAUAUAAAAUAUUACAGUUGAAUAAUAUGGAUAUAGAAUAUGUUUUAUUGAUAAUAAUAUGUUCACCUUCUAACCAUAUGGUAAAGAAUAGAUGUCUAUUUUUGAGAUGAACAGUAUAAAUAAUAAGUAUAACAAAAUUAAAGAUAUCAAUAUUAAAUGUGGAUCAGAUAGUAAUGGAUUAUUUUUUUAAUAGUAUAUAAAUUAAAAAUGCAUGCUUAUGAGUAAGAGUGGUGAAUAUGUCAACUUAAUAAGGAAAAAAUAAAAUGGAGAGUUUGUUACUGAAUAAUCUAUUCAUUUUGGAACAAAUAGCUUAUAUGGAGUAAUGAGUGACGAUGGAGAGUAUUUAAUUACAUGGGAUAAAAAAUCAAAUUAGAUUUAAAUUAGAAUAUAUAACGAAGUAUGA